Molecule: messenger RNA, 1575 nt
Organism: Podospora anserina S mat+
Lineage: Eukaryota; Fungi; Ascomycota; Sordariomycetes; Sordariales; Podosporaceae
Exons: 3
Coding region: 1-1575 (524 amino acids)
Biological process (GO): nitrate transmembrane transport; nitrite transport
Cellular component (GO): membrane
Molecular function (GO): nitrate transmembrane transporter activity; nitrite transmembrane transporter activity
Source: RefSeq, a predicted model, not a curated record
AUGGGUUUGAAGGCCUCUUCCUUAUGGGAACGCCCAGUGCUUAAUUCGGUCAACAAAAAGGCCCGCAGCGUGCCUAUUUUGAACCCAGUCGACCCGCAUGGCCGUGUAUUUUUCUUUUCGUGGAUGGGUUUCAUGCUUUCAUUCUGGGCGUGGUACACAUUCCCACCUCUUGUUGGGAGAGCACAGUUGACUGUCACAAUCAGACAAGACCUUAACCUCACCAAGGAACAAGUCGCCAACUCCAACAUUGUUUCUCUUGUCGCCACUCUUGCAGUGCGAUUCAUUGCUGGUCCACUAUGCGACCAGAUUGGCUCCCGGAGGGUGUUCAGCUUGAUUUUGCUAGCAGGAAGUGUGCCGAUUGGCUUGGCACCGUUGAUCAAGGACGCAACUGGUCUUUACAUCAUCCGUUUCUUCAUUGGAAUCCUCGGCGGGUCGUUUGUACCUUGCCAGGUGUGGUGCACGGGAUGGUUUGACAAGAAUGUGGUGGGAACAGCCAAUGCCCUGAGCGGAGGUUGGGGAAAUGCUGGAGGUGGAAUCACAUACUUCAUCAUGCCUGCUGUGUAUGACUCUUUGAAGUACCGAUGGGGGCACAGCUCUGGGCAGGCUUGGAGGAUCACCUUUGUGGUGCCGCUCGUUUGUCUGAUCAUCUGUGGACUGGGGUUGCUGUUUUUGUGCGAUGAUACGCCAAUGGGGAAGUGGGACGAUAGACAUCAGCAUGUUCAGGAGAACCUCAAACAGCACGGCGUGCAAGGAGAGAUUGUGGCCGUUCCAGGUACCAUCACUGGCCAGCCCCCAAUUCUCUCAGCUACCCCAUUAGCCGACGAGGAAAAAGGUGAGAAGCUGUCUUCUUCUGAGAAGAACAGCAUUUCAGCCUUUGACCACGAAGCCUCACUGUCAAAAGCCGAAGCCAUCGAAACUGCGCAAGGUGAAACCAUCGCCAAACCCACUGUCAAGGAAGCAGUCUCUGUGUGUUUUAGUCUCCACGGCCUCUUCCACGUCGCGACGUACGCAUGCAGCUUCGGUGGAGAGCUUGCCAUCAACUCAAUUCUCGCAUCAUACUACCUGAAGAACUUUCCCACGCUAGGUCAAACCAAUGCGUCAAACCUCGCGGCAAUCUUUGGCUUUCUCAACUUUAUAACUCGACCGCUCGGUGGAGUUGUCGGAGAUCUGCUUUACAACUACUGUGGAAGAAGCCUUUGGUUGAAGAAGAUCUGGAUCCACGUUUGCGGGUUGAUGACGGGGGUGUUGCUCGUCGUCAUUGGCAUAUUGGAUCCCCACCAUUUGCCUACCAUGGUUGGGCUCAUAAUCGUCAUGGCCGUCUUCCAUGAGGCCGGCAAUGGUGCCAACUUUGCACUUGUCCCGCAUGUUUACCCCUAUGCGAACGGCAUUCUAUCCGGGCUCACCGGAGCUGGUGGAAAUCUGGGCGGCGUGGUCUUCGCAAUCAUCUUCCGCUUCAUGGAUGGCGGCAGUAACUACGCAAAGGCAUUCUGGAUCAUUGGGGUGUGUCACAUCGUCUUGAACCUAGCUGUUUGUUGGAUCCCACCAAUUCCGAAAGGUCAGGUUGGCGGCCGUUAG